Owenia fusiformis is the source of this 2332-nucleotide messenger RNA. The record is from the annotation of a GenBank genome assembly. NCBI's taxonomy places the organism in Eukaryota, Metazoa, Annelida, Polychaeta, Sabellida, Oweniidae.
AUUUUCAGUCGUGGUUCCACACGCUCUGCAACCUAGAUCAGGCUGAUUACAAUGAGCUGAAUAGCUCAAUCUGGCACAGAGUACACUGUAUUGGCGAAUAACACAACAUCAGCAUAUCGAGAUUAAAAUUAUCAGGUAUUCUUUUUACAAAAUUCAAUAUUGGGCUCUGGACUUGUGGUAUAAACAUCACAGGAGGCCAUGCUUUGAAACAUAAAACAGAGAGAUUAACAGAUGAGUCAAUGAACAGUAUUGAGAUAUAGUAAGAAAUUACAAAUCUAUAUGUAUAUAUAUAAUGUAUUAGAUUUUCAAAGAUUACUAAUAGGAAAAUGUAUCUUCAGUAAAACCUGUGUGUUUGCAGAGAAAAAGGACUACUUUAGGGAGCUCCAAUUCAACAUAUUUUUCUGAUGUAUUCAAACAGUCACAAGUCAGGAAUUUAAAAUCAAGACCAAAUGCAUUAAAGAGGCCUAAAGGGAAAUCAUCACGCAUUACACUUACUUCUAUAAUGAUAUCACUCCAAUUAGAGUCAAUUUUUACAUGAAAUUCCCGAGCAAACUAUCCACAUCAGGGUAAUUAUAUUACCACCGAGAAUAGGCCUGAAUUAUCCGGGAUAUAACGGGAUAGCUAUAAUAAUUUCCCUCUAAUCUGAGUGAUUCAGUGAGCAGCAGGCCCAUCAAAAGAAAUGAUAAUCGAUUAUGAAGUGUCAAAUAAGGGACCAUAAAGAACUGUAAAGGCACUUUAUUGAUGAGAUGUGAAACCAUUCAGUGUACGGAAUACAAGAAGACACCAUGCCUCACAUAGGAUGCUCCUUAGAAGAUAUAGGAUUGCCAAUUUCUUCAAAUUAGGUAUUACCAUGACAAUGGUUUGCAUACUUUGUGAGAUCCUCCUAUCGCCACAGCAACCUCCAAAUAAUGAUGACGACAUAUUGUUGUUGCCACGGAAACAUCGCCGUCUUCCACAAAGAAAACUUUCCAACAUUCUUGACCUCAAAAAGCCGAAACAUUUACGAUUGUUGAACUUGCAACAACCAAUACAGAACAUGACCAAGUUUGAUUGUGUACAUACAAAGACUAAGCCGCCAUUCCCGAUAUGCGUCUAUGAAGCAUCAAAGGAUAAGUACAUAUCAGGAGCACUUUUAUCAGGUGGAAUAUGGGAACCUUACAUCACAGAAGUAUUCCAGAGAGCACUUUCAAAAUACCCAGAAUCUACCUUGAUUGACAUUGGAGCGAAUAUUGGGUAUUACUCGUUACUUGCGGUUCACAUGCACCGAAGCGUUAUUGCAAUUGAGCCUCAAUGGGACAACAUCCAGCGAUUACAUAAAGGGGCCCAGUUAAGUGGAUCACUUGAUAGAAUCGAACUUCUACAUAAUGCUCUGUCUAAUACACAUGAAAAUGUUUCUCUGACGGACAAUUUAGACAAUCAAGGCGGAAUACAAGUCAAGCCAAUACAGAUGGGCAUCCAUGCCAGAGAUAAAACACAAGUUGAGACAAUCAUCAUGGAUGAUCUAUUACAGAUUGCAGAUUUUACUCAAGCCAUUAUAAAAAUUGAUAUAGAGGGAUAUGAAUGCAAGGCAAUGGCCGAAGCUAAGAAAUUCCUCGACAAAAUAUACGUGCCUUAUAUAUUUAUGGAAUGGAAGCAAAUGUUUACAGCGAGAAAUGAACAAGAUUCCCCGUGCCCUAUGGUUGCCAUGGAAACCCUCGCUAAAUAUUUAACUUCCCGGGGAUAUGUUCCUCAUGAAGCAAGGACAGGAUUUCUGCUCAACCCCCAACUUGCAAGUUCUGCAUGGAGAAUUGGUGAUUUGUAUUGGAGACACAAAUCUGCAAGUAGACUUCAGGCAGAUUUUUAAACUACAUGUAAUUGUAUUUGAGAUUCUUAAAAAUUAUGUAUAAUUAAACUACAAAUGGAUUACAAAUAUACAUGGACUAUCAAAGUACAAAUGAGAAUUCUCAGCCUCCGAAUCCAAUUAAUGAACACAAUUUUUGUGAUGCCUGCCCACCCACAAACAGAAGCACACCUAUCGACACAAAAUGAUGAAAACAUAGCACAUUGGAAAAGUGAUGAAAACCUCAUACCUCAAGAUACAUGCUGGACCGCAUGAGGGUAAUUGAACCAUUUUGGUAAAGAUAUAAUGUGCUGUCAGCUGAACAGAGAACCACAAGAAUUCAGAGUUCAAUGUUCAAUGAUUAAUACAUACAAACAAGACAUAUCAAACAAUUCAACUCAAUAAUGAAAAGGGCAUUGUCUGUUAGUGGUUAGACUCUGGACUGGAGUUUAUUCUAUCUAAAAUAGGCUACAAUUCAAAGUGAUCUUGGAAGAGCUACUAUAAGCAAUUUCC